CCUCCUCCCCUGUCUUUCUCUUUCUCUCUCUUUCCCCGAUACGCCAUCUCGCAUCGCGCUUCCGAGCCCAUCAGGAACCCUAAAGAACAGCGUCCCUAAUCACUUGCGUUCGCCAUUUCCGAUCCAAGCUUGUUCCCCGCGAAGCAACCAUCAAUGGAUCGACCGUAGCCUCGCAAUCCGUCUUUAGAUCGAUGACUGCGGUCGCGCCAUUACUUUCGGAGGUUUUCGUUCCCAUUAGAACACCCCCGGAGCUAGAGUCAUUUGCUCGGUGUAUCUCGAAAUGAGGGAGCGACCACGAUAGUUGUGAGGAUGGCGUUGCAGCUCGGUUUCCAGGGUUUGAGGGGUGUGUCGUUCCUUGUUCCCAAGAAGUGGUUCAGGAUCACCUGUAUUUGCCAGCGGAAGAGGGCGAUUUCGCGCUCUGUGUUGUGCGGUCUGAUGCUCUUCAGUCUCGGCCUCGUCUCGCUCUUCACCGGCCAGAUUGCUGCCGACCUCGAGUGGUCGCAGAUUCGAGGACGGUGGGAAACCAAAAGGGUUGGAUACAGUUUUCCUGUCGAUAUAUGGAAAUCCGAAUUUGCAAAUCUCUAUUAUGGUUGCAGUGAGAGAAGCCCUCAUUCUAGUGCUGCAGUGCAUGAAAGUGUAUCAAAUGGCUACCUAUUAAUUGCAACUAGUGGAGGACUAAACCAACAAAGAACAGGGAUAACAGAUGCUGUUGUUGUGGCCCGGAUCUUAAAUGCCACUCUGGUUGUUCCUCAGCUUGAUCAUCAUUCUUUUUGGAAAGAUGACAGCGAAUUUGAAAAUAUUUUUGAUAUUGACUGGUUCAUUUCUUCCCUUUCAAAAGACGUCACCAUUAUUAAAAGGAUUCCAGACAAAAUAAUGAGGUCAAUGGAAAAACCUCCAUACACAAUGCGCCCUCCAAGAAAAUCUACUCCUGAAUAUUAUCUUGAUCAAGUGUUGCCAAUACUAUUGCGGAGACGUGCUGUGCAGUUGACUAAGUUUGAUUACAGGCUUACGAACAACCUUGAUGACGAACUCCAGAAGUUACGCUGCCGUGUAAAUUAUCACGCACUAAAAUUUACAGAACCUAUACAAUUACUUGGUCAGAAGUUGGUCAAGAGAAUGCGAACAAUGAGCUCACGCUAUAUUGCUGUUCAUUUGAGGUUUGAACCAGACAUGCUUGCGUUUUCUGGCUGUUACUACGGUGGUGGAGAAAAGGAACGUAAUGAACUUCGUGGAAUUAGGAAACGUUGGACCACAUUACCUGAUUUAAGCGCUGAGGAAGAGCAAAGCCGAGGAAAAUGUCCAUUGACUCCACAUGAAGUUGGUUUAAUGUUAAGGGCUCUUGGCUUUGUAAACAAGACUUAUAUUUAUGUUGCUUCUGGAGAAAUAUAUGGUGGAGAAGAGACCCUGCAGCCUCUUAAAGACCUCUUUCCAAAUUUUUAUACAAAGGAAAUGCUUGCCAGAGAAGAUUUAAAGCCCUUCCUUCCAUUCUCUUCUCAGCUUGCUGCCAUCGACUAUAUUAUUUGUGAUGAGAGUGAUGUCUUUGCCACAAAUAACAAUGGAAAUAUGGCUAAGAUUCUUGCUGGUCACAGGAGGUACAUAGGAUACAAGAGAACCAUCAGACCAAAUGCUAAGAAGCUAAGCUCUUUAUUUAAGGCGCGCAACCAGAUGGCAUGGAAGGUCUUCUCCAGGAAGGUGAAGUUGGCACAGAGAGGCUUCAUGGGGGAACCAGAUGAGAUGAGGCCAGGGCGGGGUGACUUUCAUGAAUUUCCAUCUUCCUGCAUAUGUCAAAAUCCAGAUCUGAUUGAAAUAGGAGGGACCUUAGGGAAGCCUGAGCCAACUGAAACCAUUUGACAGCGAGCAGUGUCCGAACUGACAAAUAGCAGACAGACCGAGGAAGUAAAAUUUUUUGCCGCCUAGUCCCAUUUUGAUAAAGAAGUUCACAUUUAGCAGAUUUAUUCGUCUCUCAGUGGAUAACCACCUUGGGAUGGAAUGUUCUGUCACAGUCGAGUUAACACAGAUGCAAUCAUCAAGGCUCAAGAUGCAUCGGAAUGGAUGAUACAAUCGACUGCUUUUGACAUUGGCAAUGGUGUAUUAUAUGCGGGCAACCUUCACUUCAUCAGUAUCUUCCUAUCACGCCAACGCCACAAGGAGGUUGGUUUCUGUUCUUCUGGCCGCCACUGUAAAUUUUAGGAUCAAUUUUGUGGGAUUCGAAUUGAAAAAUGCCGUCCAUUGCUAGUAGGUGAAGAAAACUACCAUAUCAUGAGAAAGACGUGUAAUCUAAAAGGUUUUGAUGUAUAAAUAUAGUCACGAUUUAUACAUUUCCUCUUUCACGUGUUUA
This is a messenger RNA of Musa acuminata subsp. malaccensis (wild Malaysian banana), 2338 nucleotides long. RefSeq names its product O-fucosyltransferase 29. The record is from RefSeq and is a predicted model, not a curated record. Lineage: Eukaryota; Viridiplantae; Streptophyta; Magnoliopsida; Zingiberales; Musaceae.